Messenger RNA from Geodia barretti, 1431 nucleotides. The record is from the annotation of a GenBank genome assembly. NCBI's taxonomy places the organism in Eukaryota, Metazoa, Porifera, Demospongiae, Tetractinellida, Geodiidae.
AUGCGUGAAAUCGGCGACGUCGGCCUGACGACGCGGGAAGCAUGCGGGAACACGGUUCGAAACGUCGUGGCCCACCCGACGGCCGGUGUGUCGAAGACCGAGGUUUUUGAUAUCAGCCCGUACGCAGCUGCAUACGCUCGGUACUUCCUUCGGCACCCAACGACGCAGAACAUGCCGCGCAAGUCGAAAACUGCCUUCUCUGGUUCAGACGCAGACGAGGCGAUGACCCCGUUCCACGACAUGGGUUUCAUUGCCCGGGAGCGUGACGGCAAGCGAGGUUUCAAGAUCGUCGUGGGAGGUGGUCUAUCGAUCAUGCCGCAGAUGGCGGAGACGUUGAGCGAAUUUGUGCCAGUCGAGGAUUUCAUCCGACACGCAGAAGCCGCGUUAAGAAUCUUCAACCGGCAGGACGAAGAGCGAAAGAAUUUGAUGCGCGCUCGGAUCAAGUACACCAUCAAACGGCUCGGCAUCGAGAAGUUCCGUGAGUUGGUGGAUGAGGAACUCAAGGGAGAUUGGGCGAACAAAGAAAUCGAUCUCGACACGCUGCUGUUCAUCGAGGACGAGUCGGCCGAUGCGCCGGCGGUGCCUUCGAACCCUACCCCAGAACCUAUAAAUGAUGCGGAAUACGAUUUCUGGAAGGCGACUUCAGUUGACGAGCAGCGCCAAGACGGUUUCAAUGUCAUCUUCGUCCGUGUGGAACGCGGAGAUAUCUACAACGAACAGUGGCAACCUCUGGCCGACAUCGCCCGCGAGUACGCAGGUGGUCGCGCUCGAAUCGACCAGCAGCAGAACAUCGUUUUCCGAUGGGUGCGGACGGAAUCGUUGUACGACGUUUACCUGGCGCUCAAAGAGAUCGGUAUGGCCGCGAGCGGCCGAGAGACGAUCCGCGAUAUCGUGACGUGCCCGGGUACCGACUCUUGCAAGCUAGGUAUCACUUCAUCGAUGGGGUUAAACGAGGCGCUUGGCGAGAAACUGGAUACGAUGGAUGUCUCGGACCCGUUAGUUUCGAAGAUUCACAUCAAAGCUAGCGGCUGCCCGAAUUCUUGCGGACAACACCACGUAGCGAACAUCGGCUUCCACGGAGCAGUGAUGAAGGGUGAAGGCGGACAGAUCCCAGCGUACGAGCUUUUCAUCGCCGGGGAAUCGACCGAUGGUCCCGUGCGGGUCGGGAAUCGAGUGAGAGCCCGGGUCCCUGCGAAGCGUGCAGGUGAAGCUUUGGAGUUGAUCGUCGAUCACUACAAGGCGAACCGGAACGAUGGCGAAGAGUUCAACUCAUUCGUUGACCGCGUCGGCACGCAGCCAUACGAGGAUAUGUUCGCACCUUGGAAGGCCGAGAUUGGCCCCCUAGACCGCGAGCACAUCCAGACUUACAUGGACUGGGGCAAGACGGUGGUCUACAAGCUAGAACGUGGCGAAGGCGAGUGCGCCGUCUAG